AUGGAUGAUAUAGAUAUAAAAUGCAUUUUCUGUGAUCAUGAAUGUGAAUCUUUAAAGCACUUGUUUUUUGAAUGCCCUUAUGCUAAAUCUGUGGCUUUGGUGCCUCCUGUUGUGGGUAUAAAUCAUAGUAGUAAUUUAGAUUACUCUUUUGCACAAAUGAAUUCUAACUGGAUAGCAGGUAUAUAUGAAAACUCUGAGAUAGAAAUCAUGGCAACUAAAUGUUGGUUGAUUUGGAAAGAAAGAUGUCUACGAAUCUUUCAAUCCAAAUCAACAACAAACAUUCAACUAUCUCUUGCUGUUCAGAGGCACUUGACAUUUUGGUCUCCUCUGAGACAAUUAAAACAGGGAGUUAUAAAUAAUACCACUUCUGUGUUACAUAGUCAUAUUGAUAUAAAUGCUAGUAGAUGGUCAAAACCCCAAGUAAACCAACUCAAAAUAAACUUUGAUGCUUCUUGGUUUGAUUCUUCUACUCCUGCUGGAUAUGGUAUAAUUCUGAGAGAUGAUACAGGUGGUGCAAUCCAAGCCACAGCUGGGACUUUCAGGGCCUCCACAGCAGAAGAAGCAGAGGCUCUGAGUAUGCUGGAAACAACAAACUGGGCAAAAAGAAUGGACCUAAAGAACUUCUCAGUGGAAGGUGAUUGUCAGAGGCUCAUCCUUUAUGCUCAGGACAAGCAGAGCAACAUCUUUUGGAGAAACAAAGCCAUAGUAUCUGAAGCUGUGAAGAUUUUGAAGACAUGUGGAAACUUUUUGGGUUUUAUGUUUAAGAACAGGAAUGGCAACGAAGUGGCAGACAUUUUGGAAAAAGAAGCGCGUAAACAAGGAAUUCAUAAACAAAAAUGGGUGUUGAUGCCACAUUUUUUAAAUUCUGCUUUACUAUCUGAUGUUUGUUUUUCUAAUUCAGCUAAUAUUUCUAGCUUACAAAAUGGAGUUAACAUUAUGUUGGUAGACACCAAUAUCUCAAAUCAUUUGGAUGAGAUAAGGAAAACCAACAUUUUGGAUACCCCUAUGUAA
This is a messenger RNA of Papaver somniferum (opium poppy), 1011 nucleotides long. RefSeq lists its product as uncharacterized. The record is from RefSeq and is a predicted model, not a curated record. Bases 1 to 1011 code for a protein of 336 amino acids. NCBI's taxonomy places the organism in Eukaryota, Viridiplantae, Streptophyta, Magnoliopsida, Ranunculales, Papaveraceae. The transcript has a single exon. Gene Ontology annotation, molecular function: RNA-DNA hybrid ribonuclease activity; nucleic acid binding.